Molecule: messenger RNA, 1486 nt
Organism: Zychaea mexicana
Lineage: Eukaryota; Fungi; Mucoromycota; Mucoromycetes; Mucorales; Lichtheimiaceae
Exons: 3
Coding region: 388-1032 (214 amino acids)
Molecular function (GO): GTP binding
Source: RefSeq, a predicted model, not a curated record
UUUUUCUAAGUUUUUUUUUUUUUUUCUGGACGAGUGUAUCUUUUCCUUUAUUUCUUCUAUACGGUUCCCCCCGAUCUAGUAACAACGUAAAGGAGGAAACGGCAGAAGCAUGACGUAUUCGAACGCAGUUUUGAACGAAGCUAAUCGGGAUGCUCAUCUUCAAGAUCCACGAACCCAUGUAGUCAGCGCCAUUGGUGCUGUUGGUACGGGAAAGUCCAGCUUACUGAACGCCAUGGCAGGCGAGCGUAUCUUUCGCACAGGUGAAGCUUAUGUAAGCAGCGGUAUAUGAUGACAAAGGAUCCUCGCUCACUUAGUGUGCGUGCCAACGAAAAGAGCAGCCUACAGGACCCAUAACACAGAUGUAUUGUUCAUCACUAGGCAACUACCAUGGAGAUCGAUAGCGUAGUGAGACCUUGGCAAUACGCGCCGGUAACCAAAUACGUCCAUAUGAUUGAUACCCCUGGUCUCUGUGAUACUUCUGCACGAGAUCGACAAAAUGUACAGGAAAUGGUCCGGUAUUUCAAAAGCCUUGCAUUUGGCGUCAGCUCAUUCUUUUUAGUAUUUGAUAUCAAGGACAUCCGAUUGGACGCAUAUACCCAAGACAUGCUUAGCUUGUUCCAGCAACUGCUAGGCAAGGAUUUCUGGAACUUUGUGGUAGUAGUCUUCACGCAUGUUGACGAAGAGGUGCGAGACGAGCUGGAUGAUGCCAUUGAGGCGGUUUUAGAUCCAACAGACGGUUUUGUGGCCGAGAUCUCUCGCAUUUUCAAGCUAUCGCCCAAGACAUUCGUGCCCAACAUAAUUUUUGCCACAACACAGAAUGUGCGCAUGAGCACCUAUGGUCAGCGACAGAUCAGAGAACUGUACAACUCGGUUGUUCGGUGUGAGGCACGUAACGAUCAGCGACGGUUUAACUGCACCUGGCUACGACAGAUCUUGACACAUCAGACUGAGGAGGAAAAGAACGACUUUAUUGUGGGCAGUAUCAUGGGUGCUUGGUCAUCCGUGACGUCCAAUGUUUGCCGAUUACAAUAGUGUGGGGGGAGGGGUUUCUGCUUGAUCCAAAAUAAGUAAUAAUAAUAUUUCAACAAACACAAGGAAAAUUUCCACAUUUCGUUCUUUUUGUUUUUCGUGUGCAUUGUGAACCCUCCACCUCCCUGUCACCUAAUGAAGUUCGCCCACACGCUUAUCUUGAAUGCUGUUCCGGAUUGGGUUGAUCAAUAUGUUGAGUAAGUCUUGUGCGUGUAUAAUCAGAUGGAAAAGCCGAAACGUGUGAAGUGACACAACAAACAAUUAUUUGAUGAUGUUUUCUGUUUGUUAUCGAACUGAAUUAUCAUUCUCAGCUAUGAUCAUUUGAAGAAACUGGCAUAUCGGAUCGAGCGGAUCAAUGUACAGCAAAUGCUGGAUCGACGGCCGAGUAUGGCACGUACCCUUGAGGAAGGCGGUAUCGAGAAAUCCGUAACAGUACCGUCACAGCACGACAUUCGAC